UUGUUUAGAGUGGUCAGAAGACUCGGCAUUUUGUCAGCGUCUUCACCAAAUAGAACUAUGUCAUCAGCAUAUUCUAAGUCAACAAGUGAACCUCCCGGUAGAAGUUCAACCCCUGAAAAUUUAGACGAGGCAAGUGUUAUCUCUAAAAGUACGUCGAGGACAAAGUUGAACAAGAACUGCUUUAAGUAGGUUUCUUAAUUCUCAAGAACUAAAUCCAGUCAUACUAUUGUUUAAAAAUCUGUAAUAUUAUUACAGUGAAUGCAAAUAAGAACUGUAAUCGUUUUGAUCGUGCUUUUGAGUUUCGUUUUUUUGAAGGACUGGUACUUCAAAUCCUAGUUGAGUGUUUCAUUUAUUUAGAAUCCACUUAGUGAAUUUUUACCUUAAAGUUACUCAAUCAUGCUUAUCAGAUCUAUUUUGAUGUCAGAUAGUGAUUUCUUCAAAAUUCACAAGUAUCGCAGUAUGUGUUUUUGUUAUAAAUGGAAAUAUAUACUUUGAAAUUGUUUUUUAAGAAGAAUCAUGUUCUCUUGAAAGCAACUACCAACCAGAAAAAUGCUCUAUUCCAAUAGUUCAUCUUGAACCACAUGUUAGUCCUUGUUAUUCUACUUCUGUAACUCAAUCCCACUUCACCGAAGCCGAUAAUCCUAUGAGUGAAUUGAAUACUUAUGUCGGAGAGCAGACUACUGAAUUAGCUUCGAGUAUCAAGCAACGCUUAAUGACUCAAUCAUCUCAACCUCUUAAAAAGUUAAAUAGAAUAAAAAAAUAUAUAACAAGUCACCAAGUAACCUAUCCUCAAUUGACACCGGUUAGCCGAAAUGUUUUAACUCGCAUUUCUGAAAUAUCUAACCAAACAAAUAUCAAUAAAUCCAAAAUAAAUGCAGUUUGUUACAAUAAGAGAAAUGUGAAGACUUCGUCCCCUGCUUGCAAUAUGAUGGUCGUGCCCAUAUCUAAAUCAGAUUUGUAUUUGGUAGGACGUCUUGUGAACGGUGAGACAUAUUCUAAGUCUGUAUUUUCAUCAGAUUCUACGGACAAUCUCCAUUGCGACUCACCCGCUUCGGAUCUUUACGUUUCCUCUAAUAAUAUGAAACAUUGUCCAAACUCAAUGUUGUGUAUGUACAGAUCUCCCAGUAAAUGCUCAAAAAACUCACAAUCUUUCAUGCAUUCUUUUCAAAAGGAUGGUAAAUUCCCAAAACCUGAAAAUUCUACCGCUGAAACGUGCGCGACUCUUAUUGAUCGUAAUAAAGUGGCUGAAUGUGAAACUGAUGGUAUUUGUUCUUCGGAUUCGGUUAAAAUUAUUACAUUCAAUCCCUCACCAAUCUUGUCAACUUCAAAAAUUACUCAUUUAUCAUCGUCAUCACCAAGUCCAACCAACGAUACGAAAGCAGCUGAGACCAUACCUACUAUUAGUCAGACAUUGAAAUACUCACAUUUAUCUAACCGUGCUUAUCCUUUUGGCAAAGAUUGUCGUUUUGUUUUUUACAAUUCUGAUAGUGAUGAAGAAGAUGCUUACAGUUUAUCUACACCUUGCCAAACUAUCACUUCACUUAUCAAGGCUCGUCAAGCGCAUAAAGAUAUGUGGACAAAGCGAGCUGAUCGCAUCAAUCGCUUUUUAGCCUGUAGACCUUGUCGUGAAGACCUGAUAUCUAAAAAUAUAAUUCCCAGUACCACUUUAGAAGCACGUACUGAACUGCGGAUUGAUAUUGAAGCGUCACUUGAGCGUCGACUUAAUCAACGUCCUACAACUGAUGAAUUGAAACAAAAAAACAUCCUUCAUGUGGACACCGAAGAGGUGCGUAAUAAGAUUAAAGAAGAACGAAAGCAAAUUUUAACUCGCAAGCUAUCAUUUCGACCAACUGUUGAAGAGCUGCGUCGACGUAAAAUUAUUCGUUUUAAUGAUUAUGUUGAAGUUAGUGAAGCAGAUGCCUAUGAUCGUCGAGCUGAUAAACCAUGGACUCGUCUAACUCUACGUGAUAAAGCUGAUAUUAGAAAAGAAUUAAACGAAUUCAAAGCAACUGAAAUGGAUGUUCAUGCUGAUAGUCGACAUCACACUCGAUAUCACAAACCAUAGAUGCCUAUCUUCCGCAUCGUGCAAAAUAAUUCAGCGACUGCCGCUCACUUCGUUAUAGAAACUGUACGUUUGUAGUUAUUUUUUGAAGCUAAAUCUAGUUUAUUUCUAAAAAUAACCUGACACAUUCGGAGACCAAACAAUUGUACAUAGUGUAAUGACCUGUCAAAAAUGAAAUUUUAUAUUGACUUUCCAAAUUUUAUGGCUCACUUUAUUAUUGAUUAUUGUAUAGUUUAACUCUUUCAUUUCACUGUGAUUAUAAUAAUAGGUUACAAAUACAAAAACUAACUUGACCAA
Molecule: messenger RNA, 2359 nt
Organism: Schistosoma bovis
Lineage: Eukaryota; Metazoa; Platyhelminthes; Trematoda; Strigeidida; Schistosomatidae
Source: the annotation of a GenBank genome assembly